CCGUCUUCGAUCGUUCAUUGCUUGCUACGUUCUUGUCUGGCCACUUGCUAAGAUUGGAGAUUACUUGCUCCUCAAUCUCCUGUGGCCCCUUUUCUAUUCAACAGGGACUUGCCGCUUGCUCGGGGUCCUGUGAGAACGGCGUCUGUCCAACAUGUCUCUCUUCCGCAACUGCAGGGCUGCCACGGCGCAAGUCCGUAGCUUCUCCUCUUCCACCUGCCGUCGAGUCGGACCAGAGUCUCCAAAUUUCGUCGACGUCCCUCAAACCAUUCAGCCCGAUCUACGAGUGAAACCCCGAGUUAAGGGUACGCUGCCAGUCCCUCGAGAGCUCUUCCCUGCCCGCCGAGUAGACAAGCCGACCGAAGAAUACAUUGCUGCUGCGACACCACUUCCGUCGAAGGAUAUCAAAAUCGACCCCAAUGACCCACACGCUGAGUAUAAGGAUUGGAAGCGGCGAAUGGCCGACAUGAGGCGGCAGAAUCUUCGGGAAGGUCUCCUCGAAUUGCACAGCCGCAAGCAGCGGACGGACAAGUUCAUGGCGUACCGCAGCAUUCAGAGACAGAAAAAACGCGAACAAGUUCUUCGGCAGCCGGAAAGAGACGAUGAACGCUUGACUCGUCCCUCUGUUGUCCAAGAGAUGUUGCCUAAACGUACCCCGGUGCUGCCCGAUCCCGACAGAGAAGAGCGCCUUGCUCAAGCUCGCGCAAAGUUGGAGAGCAAGAAGGCUCGGGAUGAGUUAGAACGGCAGGACUCAUUACAAGCGCUUUACGUGAAUGCUCGUACCUUUAUCACCACCGAGGCUCAGCUUGCCGCCGAGAUCGAGAAGGUGUUCCCCGAGGGUGAGAACGAGGCGUGGCGCAGUGACCACCAGCAGGGUGAGAAUAUUUGGAACCUUGGCGUGCCUCCGACAGUGCAAAACAUUGUCAACGAAUCGAAGAAGAGCGAAGCAGCUCGCUGGGAUCUUAUCCAGGGCAGAGUCAAGAAACUGGGAGAGCAGAUUACUGGAGGCAAGAUAUAAUGCGGCUGUUUAUGAGUUAUUGUACAGUAUGGGUUUCUCAAAGAAUCACAGCAGCUUUUGUUUGUAUUAUUAUCACCUCAUUUCAAUGUCUGGAUCAAUGUCUAUAUCGUGUGUUUCUCUCACACCCGACAGCGGCGUGCCGUUGCCCCCCUUAAUCCGAUGUACUGUGAUAACGAGGAUUCGGACAAUUGGGUGUCUCACUCAGUGCGGAGGGGUCACUGUGUUUGUCCCUUCAGUUGAAGGCUUUGACUCACCAGACUCUCACCCCGUCAGGGUCGAGAGCUAGAGCUUUAAACCUGCAGCACAGGACAAUGCUAAUCUAGAGUUUGAGUACCUACCAUUGCUUCUCGCAUACUUCAAGAGGCAGAAAAU
Molecule: messenger RNA, 1387 nt
Organism: Aspergillus novofumigatus IBT 16806
Lineage: Eukaryota; Fungi; Ascomycota; Eurotiomycetes; Eurotiales; Aspergillaceae
Exons: 1
Coding region: 152-1015 (287 amino acids)
Source: RefSeq, a predicted model, not a curated record